CAGCCUACUGUUCACUGUACCGGUGGAAGCGGAGCAGCAGGGAAGCGCGUGAGGAGGGACGCGGGGAGACGCCGCUCAGUGCCGCAACUAUAGUCAAGCUCUGCAGGUAGACUCUUAUCGCGUACAGACAUCGCAAACACUUCGACUUUUAAAGCUUCCGUGUUUCAAAAUGGCUGACCCCGUGCAAGUGAGUAGCGACGGAGAAGGGGGCCAGCGCACGAGAGGGUUCGCUAGGCAAGGCGCCCUCAGGCAGAAGAACGUGCACGAGGUGAAAAACCAUAAGUUCAUCGCGCGCUUCUUCAAGCAGCCAACUUUCUGCAGCCACUGCACGGACUUCAUCUGGGGAUUCGGUAAGCAGGGAUUUCAGUGUCAAGUCUGCUGCUUCGUGGUUCACAAGCGCUGCCAUGAGUUUGUCACCUUCUCCUGUCCCGGGGCGGACAAGGGACCUGCAUCAGAUGACCCGCGGAGUAAGCACAAGUUCAAGGUGCACACCUACUCCAGCCCGACCUUCUGCGAUCACUGCGGCUCGUUGCUGUACGGCCUCAUUCACCAGGGGAUGAGAUGCGACCACUGCAUGAUGAACAUUCACAAGCGCUGUGUGGCCAACGUGCCCAGCCUGUGUGGGACUGACCACACAGAGAGGAGGGGCCGCAUCUACAUCACCGCCGAGAUCAAGAACAACCAACUGAGCGUGUGCAUCAAAGAGGCAAAGAACCUGGUGCCUAUGGACCCCAAUGGCUUGUCGGACCCUUACGUCAAGCUGAAACUCAUUCCUGACCCUAAGAGCGAGAGUAAACAGAAGACCAAAACCAUCAAAUGUAACCUGAAUCCAGUGUGGAACGAGUCCUUUAAAUUCAAUCUGAAGGAAUCAGACAAGGACCGAAGGCUCUCUGUAGAGAUCUGGGACUGGGAUCUGACCAGCCGGAAUGACUUCAUGGGCUCGCUGUCCUUCGGGAUCUCGGAGCUGCAGAAGUUAGGAGUGGAUGGCUGGUUCAAGUUGCUCAGUCAGGAGGAAGGGGAGUACUUCAAUGUCCCUGUCCCACCAGAGGGGGAGGAGGGCAAUGAAGAACUGAGGCAGAAGUUUGAGAGAGCCAAAAUUGGCCCGGGGACAAAGAAAACAGACGGCUCCUCCUCCAACGCCAUCUCCAAGUUCGACAACAACGGCAACCGGGAUCGCAUGAAACUGUCCGAUUUCAACUUCCUCAUGGUGCUGGGGAAGGGCAGUUUUGGGAAGGUGAUGUUGGCAGAGCGUAAGGGCACGGAGGAGCUCUACGCCAUAAAGAUCCUGAAGAAGGACGUGGUGAUCCAGGACGACGAUGUGGAGUGCACCAUGGUGGAGAAGAGGGUGCUGGCGCUGGCUGGCAAGCCGCCCUUCCUCACCCAGCUGCACUCCUGCUUCCAGACCAUGGACCGCCUUUACUUCGUGAUGGAGUAUAUCAACGGUGGAGACCUCAUGUACCAGAUCCAACAGGUCGGGAAAUUCAAGGAGCCACAUGCCGUGUUCUACUCUGCAGAGAUUGCCAUAGGCCUCUUCUUCCUGCACACGAAAGGCAUCAUUUACCGGGACCUGAAGCUGGAUAAUGUGAUGCUGGACUGCGAGGGCCACAUCAAGAUCGCCGACUUCGGCAUGUGCAAGGAGAACAUGUGGGACGCGGUGACCACCAAGACCUUCUGCGGCACACCCGAUUACAUCGCCCCAGAGAUCAUCGCUUACCAGCCGUAUGGAAAGUCAGUGGACUGGUGGGCCUUUGGCGUGCUUCUCUACGAAAUGCUGGCUGGACAGCCCCCAUUUGACGGGGAGGACGAGGACGAGCUGUUCCAGUCCAUCAUGGAGCACCACGUGUCCUACCCCAAGUCCAUGUCCAAGGAGGCGGUGGCCAUCUGCAAAGGGCUGAUGACUAAACAUCCCGCCAAACGGCUGGGCUGUGGCCCCGAGGGGGAGCGCGACAUCAAGGAGCACGGCUUCUUCCGCUACAUGGACUGGGAGAAGCUGGAGAACAAGGAGGUGCAGCCGCCGUUCAAACCAAAAGCAUGUGGCCGGGACGCCGAGAACUUUGACCGCUUUUUCACGCGCCACCCCCCGGUGCUCACCCCGCCCGACCAGGAGGUCAUCAUGAACCUCGACCAAGACGAAUUUGAGGGCUUUUCCUUUAUUAACCCUGAAUACCCCGCAAUGGAAGUCAAGAGUUAAGGACGUUACAAAAGCAACAACAAAAAAACAAGCAUGAGCUUUCAGUAGAAUUUGAAUGAUCAUCAUACCCAUUUAUAUAUGUACCACACUGCAAAUGGACAUGUAUAUACCAAAAAAAGACAAAAAAAGUAAGCAAAAAAGAUAACUUUUUUCACCUCCAGGUCUGAAUGUAUCAGUGACAAUCCCUCUCAACAAUGUCCCAGAUAUUGUGACUCCAAUUUGAACUUAACAGCAUUCCAUCGCAGAAAGUUACAAUCAGAAAUGUGAAGCAGAAGGAGUAAUGUUAUGAUUCCUGAAUGUACGUUACCCUCCUGGGGAAUGGUCUUAGGGGUUCUUUGACACCGUCCUGAUCUUUUUAUGGGGGUACAAAACACAUUCCUCGCCUCAUCAGCUCACAAUUCUAGCCUAUGCAAUGGUUAUUGCAUUGCCGUUCUUUUUUCUCAGAUUCCCAUCUUAGCAAAGCCAGCCAUCCAAUCCCAUGGCUAUCCCAGACCAUGUGGCCCAGUGACUGAGUCAUGGCUGAAUUAACGACUCAGUUGAUUGCUAUUCUUUUGCUAUAUGUUUGAAUUUAAUUUUUCUUCGUUGUAUUAACAGAAGAUUGUUCCAGAAACAAACCAGAUACGUAACAAAAUAGAUAAAAAGAACUUGAAGUUGUUUUGCAUGAGCUUAUUUUUUCUCUCUCCUAACCAGCACAGUUACACAGUUAGAUUGUACUAAUUAACUUUAGUAUUGCUGAUCCUUUUUUUGCUGAUUAUAUAUAUAUAUACACACAAGUGAUGAGAAACUAGUUUACAUGUUUUUGUUCGUUCUGUUCAAGCAUGAAAAAGAUAUGUUUACAAGAUGGCUCCAGUCCAGCAGUUUGUGUUCAGUCCAGCAGCUGUGCUUCUGUCCAAGUGUUCCUCUGUAUUGCUACCCCGGUUUAACCAUACACAUGCUGGCUCGGUAGCUCUGCCCUCUCCCCUGAAAGAGGCAGGACCACACGCACAAAUAAGACGUCAAAUGUAGUGCUCCCCUUUCCUAAAAAGCAUGAAAAGAGACCAUGGUUUUUUGGCUAUCCUCUGGUCCGAUUUGUGUUUCACUGUCAGCACAGUAUCCUGGUGAAGGGAAUAGUGUUGUGUUCCUGUGAUAUAUCCCUUUCCCAUUGUAUGGCUGGAUUUAGACUGGCUCGUUAUACCCCUUUUCCACUGUAGAGUUGGAACGAGGCUGGCUUAUCAUAUCCCUUUUCCACUGUAGAGCUGGAACUAGGCUGACCAAUUAUAUCCUUUUUCUGCUGUGGUUUUGGAGCAAGACUGGAUCACUGUAGAGCUUUAACCAGGCUGACUCAUUAUAUUUCUUUUCCAUUGUAGAUCUGGAGCUAUUCUAACCCACUACACCAAUUCCCCACUGUAAAGCUGGAGCCAGGCUGGCUUGUUUAGUGUAGGGACUUGGUUGUUUUGCCCUGUUUUUGUUGUGUUUUUCGAUCAUGUCCACUCAGCCCUGCGGCAUUAUUAGUCCUGAUUGGUUGCUGGCUUACUUCCAAGUGAGCUGUGGGUGGAGUCAUGCAGACUGCAUAACUGUGUUGCUUCCGCUGGCAUCAGUUCAGAAAUAAGGGAGAUAAAGAGGGAGGGAGGAAAGGAGACCACAUGGUACCACUGCUGAUCAUAGCAAGCAACCAGAGGCAGAUGGAAGUAAUAUGGAGUAUAGUUCCCCUACCCCCCCUCAGUUCUGGAGCACAGAUGAAUUCCAACCAGCCAACUCAAUGUGGGCAGGCGCCAGCAUUCAUGUUGGCAAUGGUUACUGCAGCUCUGGUUGUGGGUCAUGUAGAAUAAAGCCAUUCCAGUCAAAUCAUUCUGCACCAGAUCAGCCAGCUUCUGGGUGUGGCUCAUAUUAAUUCCAGUAUUCCUGUAGUAGUGGGAAACAGACGAGCCGGGGUGAAGUCCAGUGGCCGGUGGGGUCAGGGCUCAGGGGUCGGGGGGAAGGGAGAAGGGUGCCAUAUGAGAGGGUCAGAGCAAGUAGGGGAGAGAGAUUGGGUGUGUGAAAUGAGGAAAGCAAGGCAAGGUCUGAAAGAGAGUGGGGGAAGAAGAGAGAAGCAGAGAGGGGAUGCAUGUGAGAGACAGAGAGUCCCUUCAGUCUUCACCCUGUGCAGUGGCAGUGCAAAAUCAGGAAAUGCUUUAGUUCCCCCUCCUCUGAAAGGCACCAGGUGCUAGUGAUAGCUAGCUAUCAGUGCUUGAAGAGUUUGCUGCUCUCACCUGCAAUAGGAAGGGAUUAGCCCUCCCCUGUAACAAUGCUGUCUGCAUCAGAAUGCAGAGGUAUGGUUUAAAAAAAAAAAGUUUGCAUUAGCAUGUUUGACCGAAAGUGCGUACACCAAUCAUGAGGAAAAUUACUCAUAAUGCAUUUUUUUAAAGAAUGGUUACGCAAAUAUUGUCAGUUAAUUAUAAUAAUUUACUGUGGCAAAUUGAACCCACGUGAUGUUCUGCGUGUCCCUCCUUCAUGUCAAAAACCACAAGGGGCAGGAAUCCAUCUUAAAAAUCGCCGGGAAAAGGUUAUGCAUAAUUUAGAAUACCAGUCACGAAUGGGAAACAAACAAAUAAAUAAACAAGCGCUGCUCUCCACUACGGCGCGGCGCGGUUGGUAUGUAGGACUGCUCUCCUCGUCCAAAAUGCCAUUCCGUUUUUUUUCUUUCUUUUUUUCCGUGGCCGUGGCUAAUCUGUGGGAAUGGCUUUGUGGUGCAGAUGACGGUUCAGACCUGUAGCUUCUUGAGUUACCUUGCAGGCAGUGGAACAGCAGUCACCACCCUUCAAGAAACGGAUUUCUCGGGGUAUGACUGGAAAUCUCUGCGCGUCUUUAAAAACUGCAGGAAUGGCUUCUGUCUGAGAACCGCUCAGUAGCGGAUGUCAGUAAUCCCCGCGAACUAGCAAUUCACAUCUCUGUUACUGUGUUGGACAAAGGGGGGCGAACAGUUCCUGGAAGUCCACGUGUACGCUUUUUUUGUUUGUUUGUUUUUGCUCCUGCUUCAGCUCUUAAUUGCCUAAUUGCCCAAUUAGCCUAAUAAUUGACUCAUCUUAACCUAUUUUUCACAGUCGUAUGAAUAGUAAAUCGGAGCCAAAGACUGUGCUUGAGCAUCCCGGAAUAUUUUAUCCCAGUGUACUCGGAAAAUAAAGAUAGCCUAAAUCUACAGUGCUAAUCGAUAAAACCAAUUAAUCUAUAAGUAAUUGGUUGGACCAAUUAACCAUUAACAUGGUAGCUCGGAACAAAAAAAAAUGACAUACAUACAACCCCUGUCAUAGGAUUUCAAGGAAGCGACAACCCACAAACUGAAAAUCUCUUUUAAGGAUCCACUGACAGAUAACUUUAACACUGACAGAUAGGUUUAUGUAAUUGAACCCUAUUACGAUGUGUAACUGUAAGUGUUAUCUAAAUUACAAAAGCAAUUGUUUCUAAUUUCUGCCAAAACUGGUGCAUAUUUUAUUACAGGGCUUAACAUUUUUGUAAAUGUCUUUAAAAAAAAGUGUCAAAAUGUGUUAGCAAAUUUACACCUGCAAACAAUGUGCUCAGUAUUGUAAAAAAUGAGAUGCUAAUACAUUAUUUGUGAGUGUUUUUUGUUUUCUAAACUGGUGAAGCAAUCCAGGUCGUGCUUUGACAUAAGGGGGAAAGCUUUGUGCAUGAAAUGUUAACUUCAGACUUAUCAUGUUAUGUUUGACCAUUAAUGCUUCAGUGAAUGCUUCAGGCUACUGUGUGGGCUUCGUACACUAUAUCUAAAAUACUUUUCAUGUGCCAAAGUAUUUUUCAUGAAGAAAGCUGUAUGAAUAAAACUUUGACAUGACUGGAGUUUCGAACUUUCCUUUGAAUGAUAGAGAGCAGGUACAUAAAGCAUUUUUUUUUCUGUUCUUGGUACCGUUUCUCACUAAAGACAAUCCUUUGCUGUAUUCGGAUAUGCGACCCUGCAAUCACAGCAGGAUUACUUGGAAACAGUAUUUGCAUUUUUGUUUAACUGACCAAGAAAAAUCAACUUAACCAAGCCAAUAUCGUUUAUGAAGGAGAGUAUAGGAACCCUAAAUAAGAUAACCUGGUUUAUAAGUGAAUGCAGAGCGAAUUACUCAGAAGUUAUCAGAGAAUAUUCGAAUAUAGGAGUAAUCGAAACGCG
Messenger RNA from Megalops cyprinoides (Indo-Pacific tarpon), 6314 nucleotides. Its product is annotated as protein kinase C beta type. NCBI's taxonomy places the organism in Eukaryota, Metazoa, Chordata, Actinopteri, Elopiformes, Megalopidae. The record is from RefSeq and is a predicted model, not a curated record. Gene Ontology annotation, molecular function: zinc ion binding; ATP binding; diacylglycerol-dependent serine/threonine kinase activity. Bases 170 to 2191 code for a protein of 673 amino acids. The transcript has 17 exons. Gene Ontology annotation, biological process: protein phosphorylation.